UUUCAUCGAAACCGUGUUACAAGUUUUACCAAGCGAAACGGUGCGGGUGUACGAACCUCUUUGGAUACAACUUAACAAGAUGUGGUGUCUCGUUAGUCAAGCAAACUCCGUCAUCCUCGAAGUGCAAGUCGAUCCCAAAGCCAUUGGUCAGGUGUGUCUCGAGAAAGCAUGCGACUGUUUGGGCAUCAGCAAGGAGUGCGACUACUUUGGCUUGAAAUACCAGAACGCGAAGGGCGAGGAACUCUGGUUGAACCUGAGGAAUCCCAUAGAGAGACAAACGGGUGGCGGCGUAGCGCCUUUAAGAUUCGCAUUGAGGGUUAAGUUUUGGGUGCCGCCUCACCUGUUGCUGCAAGAAGCCACCAGGCAUCAGUUCUACUUGCACUCUCGUUUGGAGUUACUCGAGGGUAGAUUGAAAGUGUCGGAUUGGGCUUCCGUGGCACGUUUGGUCGCUUUGAUAGCGCAGGCCGACACAGGCGAUUACGAUUCGCUGUCACCACCGAACGCGCUCUACUCGCAAUGUUGUCAAAUUCAAACGGCGGAGUCGUGCGAAUCCAGACCUCAGGACUUUCUCCAUCGGAUAGUUCAACAACACAAGGAGAUCAAGGCGAUGAAAACCUCCACAGCCGAGUAUUGGUUGCUGAAGGAGAUAUCGAAUUUGGAUACGUUCGGCCAGGAGAUGUUUCACAGUAAAUUCGGGUACAACGGAGUGUCGAUGAUCGGAGUCGGACCUCAUGGUAUCACGGUUUAUCGUAAUCACGACGAGGAAACGCAAAACAUACCAUAUACGGCGAUACAAAGCGCAACGACUCAACGUCGAAUGUUUCAUUUAGUCUACCUCUCGCUCGACGGCGAGGAGACGUCGUUAAAUUUCAAAUUAGACUCGAGUCAAUCCGCCAGUGGACUUUACCGGGCGAUUACCGAGAAGCACGCGUUUUAUAGCUGCGAGACGGUCAGGAGCGCGGUUACGGCGCAGUUUAUACGCGACUUGAAGGGCACCAUUAUCUCGAUAUUCAACGAGGAUUCCACUUUAGGAAAGAAAUACGUGUUCGAUAUUCGCAGAACGUGCCGAGAGGUGUACGACAACGCACGGCGCGCUCUCUACUGCGAAGCUGCGACCGUUAGCCUGCCGGAGGAGAAGGAAAUUUUGCAGAAGCAGGAUUGCGGAGACUGCGAGGAUCCGAAAUGCAAGGAAUCUCGAGAAUGUCUAACGAGAUUGUUGGACGCGAUGCUGUGCCGCAUUUGCAUGGACCGUAGUUUGGACACUGCCUUGUUUCCGUGCGGACACGCGGUAGCCUGCUUGGAUUGCGCCAGGCGAUGCGAACGUUGUCCUCUCUGUCGAGCCGACAUCGACCAUUGUCGCACGAUAUAUCUUCCGAUCGAGCUAACGCACGUCGACAAGCACAAUCCGAAAUUGCUCUCGGAAUCCAUCGAACCUAGUUACGGCAACUCUUCUACCGAGGAAAUUCAAAAGAGAAGCUUACCAACCGAAAGAUCCGUGGUAAACGGUAACGAUAUCUGAGAACGUCGUUGCAACAAGUUCCACGCUUCUCGAAGAUUCUUCUCUGGAAUCUUUGCUUGCCGGAUCCAGAGAACGCAUUGAGUUUUUCUCCCGUCUCUGCUAUCGUACUAUCUCUGUCUUUCCCUUUUGUCCUAUUAUUCCUUUGAUUUACGCGAAAAUCGUACGUUCGUACGUUCGUGUUAUCCGUACGACGAUCAAUUUUUCUUUUUUCUUCUUUCGUUCGUUCCAACACCGCAAAAACGCGAAUGAUUUGUCGCCACCGUGACGAAGAAACGCGACGUUGCCCGUAACGUUCGAAAAACCGAAGAAUACGACUCUGUUUAACCGAGCCCGUUCAAAGGCGAAUAAUUCGUAUAACAAGAUCACGUUCGCUUCCUCGUUCGAAUAAUAAGAGUUUGCGUGGUUUCGUUCGACGGGAGUUCAGUCGAUCGGGCAUUAACUGAAAUUUCGUUUCAAUGAAUCUAGUUCGUAAAUAAAUAAACUCUCUCUCUCUCUCUCGUUUAAAUACGUAUCUACAAUGUAAUUGUAAUAAUGUUACACGAUACAUGUAUACUUGUUAAUCGAAUAAUAACAAUAUUGUCUUAAUCCCGCGACCGAAAAGUGCUAUUAGCAGCGUUGAUCUUUGAAAAACGAUGCUGUCAUUGUUUCCAAGAGAGAGUAGUAUAUUUUGUUUUAUUGAAAAGUUUAAUGCGUCGUAUAUACAUGUGUUUACUUUUAUCGACAGUCGGACCAACGAGUUUUCUCAUUUUAUUUAAGUGUCGUUUAUAACGCUUCUCGGAUACUUUCGUUCCUCUUAGAUAGAUCAUGUCCUCUUUUCUUUCGUUCUUUCGUACGUACUUCAACCUUCGUUUAGAUACGGCGGUAGGCCACUGGGGUUUAUUAAAAUCGAUGACCGUUCGUAUUUUCAAUAUAGCGUAUUCAUUAUGCAUACGCGAUAUGGUUUAUAAAACGACUGCUAUAACGCUCCCCUUCUUCUAGAAGACGUUUCAUCCGAGUCACUCGAAUCUCACGUCACUCGAUCAUUAGGUCAUCCAUUGAUCGAUCGUUAGCGCGAUAAAAUUUUCUUCAUUGAGAGCGACCCGCGAUAAUUGUAUCAAUUUUAUUGUCACGAAUGGCCUACGUAAAUAGAAUUUCCACGAUCCGAGAAGUCGACAGGCCGACGACACGCAGAUACCACGCUACGAGUUAUCUCUCCUUUGAAACGUCUUGUACAAGAAGGAAACCUUGUUACGGUAAUAUCUGUUUAUAUGUACAUAAAAAAGUGAGAUAACCCCUCGAUAGGGUCAAGCGAGUAAAAGUCACGAGUUCGCCAAAUGUCAAAUCUGAUUUAACAAACUCGGUGCGAAUGCCAUCUUUUAAGUAAGAGAAUCGUAAUAAAAGAAAUGCAUAUGUUAAUCGAUGUGCUUUGCAUGCAAAAGACAAUUGACGUGACAUCGAUGAUAGUCCGUUUCAAAGGUGCACGCGAGAAAAGGCUGUUUCCGAUCAAAAAAAAAAAAAAAAAAAAAAAAAAUAAAUAAAUAAAUAGAA
This is a messenger RNA of Bombus huntii, 3046 nucleotides long. RefSeq names its product E3 ubiquitin-protein ligase MYLIP (gene dnr1). The transcript has 7 exons. Bases 80 to 1519 code for a protein of 479 amino acids. Gene Ontology annotation, cellular component: cytoskeleton. Gene Ontology annotation, molecular function: ubiquitin-protein transferase activity. NCBI's taxonomy places the organism in Eukaryota, Metazoa, Arthropoda, Insecta, Hymenoptera, Apidae. The record is from RefSeq and is a predicted model, not a curated record. Gene Ontology annotation, biological process: ubiquitin-dependent protein catabolic process.